AAAAAAGUGGCAGUUCGUAUAUUUUCUGUCAAGGGAAAUUGGACAAAAUUUCCACGUUUUCCAUAAUUUUGGAAUUUCAAAGUAAUCGGAUCCAGGCUAUCGAACGUACUACCGGGAGAAAUUAAAUUCUGGAAAAAUUGGUUGCUGGAAAAUGGCAGACGAAGGGCCGAAGAGUCAAACAGAGAAAUCGACGAAAAAUAGCAGGCCACCUGUCAAGGACUCGGUGUUGGAACUGAGGACGAGGAUGACUCGACUGAUGUCCAUCGUCGAUAUUACCCCGCACAGCAAACUUCCGAUGGCCGGCCAGGAUCCAAAGUUUCAGAAGGAGGCCGCGGACCAGAACUUCGACUACAUGUUCAAGUUGCUGAUCAUCGGCAACUCGUCGGUCGGCAAAACGUCCUUUUUGUUCCGCUACGCGGACGAUUCCUUCACCUCGGCCUUCGUAUCGACCGUGGGCAUCGAUUUUAAGGUGAAAACGGUCUUCAGACACGACAAAAGGGUCAAGCUACAGAUCUGGGAUACCGCGGGUCAGGAAAGAUACAGGACGAUAACGACGGCCUACUACAGAGGCGCGAUGGGCUUCAUCCUAAUGUACGACAUCACAAACGAGGAGUCGUUCAAUUCGGUGCAGGACUGGGUCACACAGAUCAAAACUUAUUCGUGUGACAACGCUCAGGUUAUCCUGGUUGGCAACAAGUGCGACAUGGAAGACGAAAGGGUGAUAACUACCGAAAGGGGCAAGCAAUUGGCGGACCAAUUAGGCGUCCAAUUUUUUGAGACAUCGGCUAAAGAAAACAUCAACAUCAAGACGGUAUUCGAGCAGCUGGUGGACAUAAUAUGCGACAAGAUGAGCGAGUCCUUGGACAACGAUCCGACCUUGCUGGCGGGUGGAAUGGGUCAGGCGAAGGGUCAACGACUCACCGAUCAGCCGACCAAUCCAACGGACGACAAUUGUAAUUGCUAAGAACAUGGACGCCCAUCUAAUUGCUUUGCAAGCAUAAUAAGAAGGAUAGGAAUGAGUAAGAAGAAAAACAAGAAGAAGGAGAUGAAGAUGAAGAUGAAGAUGAAGAUGAAGAAGGGAAAAGAUGAAGAAAUAUUAGAAGAAAAACGAGUGUAUGUCUGUAUAUGUAUGUGUGAACGUUUGUGCACGUGGUCUUGUGUGUAUGGCGAGUGUGUAGCUAUGCGUGCGAGUGUGUAGCUAUGCGGGAAAAGAGCAAGUGAGAGAGAGAGAAAGAGAGGAAGAGGAAGGUCGAGUGAUAAACGCUGGCUCUAGUUCACUUUGUUCAUCGUUCCUUUGACCUAUGUUUCCGGCCGUUCUUCGUUCUGCUCUUUUUCUUUCCUCCUUUCUCGAUCGAUAUAUUUAUAUAUGUGCACAUAAAUAAUGUAUAUGCACAGGGCGAACCGUGCUACUCCAUUUGACGAAGAUUGCGUCCCGUGUUGAUAAAACGAUCGUUGAGAAUCCGAAGCAGAAAUUUGGCAAAUUUCGAAUUAGAUAAACGCCGAGUCGUUGAGACCUAACCUAUCUUUUAUCAUUGCACCGAUUUGGGCAUACUGUUCUUUGGGAUAAUUUGGAUCAGUCGCUUUGGUCUUGUCCCUAAUCUAUCCUUUGUUAUUACAACAAUUUGACAAUUUAAAUUAUUGGAAAUUAAU
Molecule: messenger RNA, 1650 nt
Organism: Bombus impatiens (common eastern bumble bee)
Lineage: Eukaryota; Metazoa; Arthropoda; Insecta; Hymenoptera; Apidae
Gene: Rab3
Product: ras-related protein Rab-3
Exons: 4
Coding region: 152-964 (270 amino acids)
Biological process (GO): protein localization to plasma membrane; protein secretion; regulation of exocytosis
Cellular component (GO): endosome; plasma membrane; synaptic vesicle
Molecular function (GO): GTP binding; GTPase activity
Source: RefSeq, a predicted model, not a curated record